GGCAGGGAGGGGGAAGUGUGGAAUGGCGGACGGCCGGGCUGGCCCGCCCUGGUGGUAGGGAGCCGAGGGGGCCUGGAGGGGAGCGGAGGGGACAGCAGCCGAGAGGGAACAGUGCCUGAAGCAGGUCCACCAUGCCGUUAGUAACGAGGAACAUUGAGCCAAGGCACCUGUGCCGUCAGACGUUGCCGAGCGUUCCAAGCGAGCUGGAAUGCAUGACCAACAUCACCCUGGCAAAUGUCAUUCGACAGCUGGGCAGCCUGAGUAAAUUUGCAGAAGACAUAUUUGGAGAGUUGUUUACUCAAGCCAAGACCUUUGCCUCCCGGGUGAGCGUUCUAGUCGAGAGAGUUGACCGCUUGCAAGUCAAAGUCACUCAGCUGGAUCCCAAAGAGGAAGAAGUCUCCCUGCAAGGCAUUAACACCAGGAAGGCCUUCAAAAGCUCCACUACUCAGGACCAGAAGCUCUUUGACAGAGAUUCUCUUCCAGUGCCUGUCCUUGAAACCUAUAAGACCUGCAAUACUCCUCCACCUCUCAACAUUCUCUCACCUUACAGGGAUGAUGGCAAAGAGGCACUUAAAUUCUACACAGAUCCUUCAUAUUUCUUUGACCUUUGGAAAGAAAAAAUGCUUCAGGACACCAAGGAUAUUAUGAAAGAGAAGAGGAAGCACAGGAAAGAGAAAAAAGAGAACCCGAACCGAGGAAACGUGAAUCCACGGAAAAUCAAAACCCGGAAAGAAGAAUGGGAGAAGCUGAAAAUGGGACAGGAAUUUGUUGAGUCAAAGGACAAACAUGGUCCUGGAGGGUACCCCUCUAACAUGGUUUAUCAGAACGGCAGCAUCGGGUCCAACGAAAGCAUGGAUGGGAACUGCUACCCGCCACCACCACAGACUGACUCUAUUGUGCCACCACCUCCUUCCUUCCCAGAUGACAGCCUGCCUCCACCCCCAGUGGAAUUUAGCUAUCCUGUAGACAACCAAAGAGGUUCUGGAUCUGGAGGGACCAAACGUUCCAGCCUGGUCAGCCCAAGUCACCCCCCACCAGCUCCUCCCAUCGGAUCCCCCUCAGCAGCCAGACCGGGCUUCGCUCCCCCUCCAGCGCCGCCUCCGCCGCUGCCGCUGAUAGGAAACCCCUCUCCUCCACCACCUCCCAUGGGCUUCCCGUCCCCGGGGACCCCCCCACCUCCCUCACCCCCUUCCUUCCCUCCUCACCCCGAGUUUGCUGCCCCCCCACCUCCUCCACCCCCUCCAGCAGUCGACUAUGCCAGCGUGCUCCCCCCUCCUCUGCCGCAGCUGACCGGCGGGAGCGCGCCGCCUCCCCCUCCCCCCCCACCACCUCCUGGGCCACCACCUCUGUCCUCAGGUGGCCUGGAUGGUCCCCCACCUCCUCCUCCCCCCUCAGACACCUCCACCUCCAAGCCCAAGUCAUCCCUGCCUGCGGUUAGCGAUGCCAGGAGUGAUCUGCUUUCAGCCAUUCGUCAAGGCUUCCAGCUCCGCAAGGUGGAGGAGCAGAGGGAACAGGAGAAGAGGGACGUUGUGGGCAAUGAUGUGGCAACCAUCCUGUCACGCCGCAUCGCUGUGGAGUACAGCGACUCCGAGGACGACUCCUCAGAGUUCGAUGAGGACGAGUGGUCGGAUUAACCACAGCCCCAGCCCUUUCUUUCCUUCUCUCUCCUGGGUUAACAGAAUUUUAUUGUUUUUUUUUUUUCCCGUCAAGAAUCGGGCAGCCAAAACCUUUCCACCACUUCCAUUUUCAUCCCCUAACCAAAGAUGUGCCAAGGGUUUCUCAGACAACCAGCAGCAUAUCUCCCCUCUCCCUUCCCCUCUGGCUUUGGCAGGACUUCAUGCUCUGCCUUUCCAAAAGGUCUCCUCACGGAUGCUGAGGAUGUGGUGUUGGGAUUUAGCUGGAGGGGGUGUAACGGUUGCUUAUUUAAAAGAAAGCUAAACCUCCAGGUUCUCAAUGCCACCAGGCAGCAGAGCAGAUACAAACCCUCCAUCCUGAGGGAUUUUUUAAAAGUCAGGAUGGAUCAUCCCGUUGUGGCUGCCUGGCCUUUCAGAUGAAGGACAUUUUCAGCUGGUUUUCUCAUUGCGACAGCAGACAGUUGAUCUGAUGGCUCUUCCUUUCCAGUGAUUACUGGUAGUGCUGCAAGAAAAUGGGCUUGAAAUGUCUGUUGUCUGCUGCAUCCCACUGUCAAAUAAUCAGUUUGGGGCUUUUUUCCCCUCUGACCCCCCCCCUCCCCAGUAUUAUUUCCAAACCACCCUGCGUGGGGUGAGCUUCCUGGCUCUAGGGCUGGGGAGUACAUUGGGUGCAAUGUGAGGAGGGCCUUUUGGUUUUUUUUGUUUUAAUUAUUACUUUUAAAAGCUGCCUUUACUUUCCUCAAAUCUGGACUGCUUUGCCAAGUCUGCCAAGGGAGACUUGCCCAAAGAGGUGCAAAAACUGGGGCAAAAUGGUUGCUUGGCUUCCUGCCCCACAGAGACACAUCUGUGUGGUCAGCACUGAGAGGUGGCAAAACUCUGCUCUGCUGAUUUCUCCAGUUCCUGCUGAGAGGGUGUUUGUUAAAAAAAGAAGAAAAAAAAAAAAAAAAGUGCCUGAAGUGGGGAGAUGGUGUGAGGAGGUUCUCUGAACCCCAGGCACUUUGGAGGUCUUUGGCUUGUUGAGGGCAAUGCUGCAGUCAGUUUGAAGAGGUGCUUUUUCUAGCAGAGUGACCAUACUUUUUACACAGAGUAGCAGAAAAUGCUGGUAUUACCUUUGCUUUCUCCUCCCUUCCACUGAAGGAGGGGAGUUUGUGUGCCUAAAAACAUCUAGUGUGUGAACUGAGUUGCCCAUCAGUUACAUCAGACCUAACUUACAUCAUUUCUCUUGAUUUUGUUAUUCUAAUUCUUUGGUUAAUUUGAAGAAAACAUUUCUUCUCACUAACACUAUGAAUUCCCAAGCUGCUCACUGCAGAUACAGCACUGGCAGGGGGAGAAAAUGAUGAACUUGAACUAGCUGACCUAGGUUUUAUUGCUGUUUUAUAUUGCCUUACAUAGAUUCUAAGCAUAUCUUGAAAAUCUGGAAACAAAUACCCUCAGUGCUACAGACGUGUGUUUUAAUUUGGCCAUGACUCUCUCAGGGUCAUGCAAAAAACCAGUUCCAAAGCCUUUUGGAGAUCUUGGGUCCAAGCUGCACGUCCUGUUCAGACCAACUCUCCAACCUCUUUGUUUUUCCUCUUGUAAAGUAUUUUGCCAGCCUGUGCCUGUUCUUUCUUCUCUGCCUCACCUCCUUUAAUGAUGCUGCUGAUACCUGGAACGCCAGGCCCAGCCCGAGGCUGCCAGGUUGCUGAAAAUCCUUCUUGGGGUUUGAUUGAUGGCUUCAGGUUGUGCCACAGAGUUCUUACUGAUUUCUUGUGUGUGUGCGUGCGCAUUUUUAAUCUCUGGCAGAGCAGAUAAGGGCCUGGAGGAUGGGCUGGGGGGUGCGGAUCAAGCAGAGAUCCAACUCGACCCUGAGCACAAUCAGGGGAGAUUUACUGGACCUGCUGCACCAUCAGAUUUGAUUUGAUUUUAUUUUUGGUCUGCAAAUCAGCUGCUAAGGCAGGAUGCAGAGGGGGUAGACGGCGGCGAAGCAUCCCGAUGGGCUGGGAACAUCUGAGCAGCACCAGGUCCAGGUUCUGGAAGAGGGAACAAACCCCUCGAGUGCCAGUUGAGCCGUGGUGCAGUGGAAGGACUUGGAAAUGCAAACUGAUUAUUGCUGCAAGCUGGGGAAGGGAGGUUAGAGGAGAAUCACUGCCUCUUGUUUUUCUGCUCUUGCUGUAAGCAUCUUCCUCUGGCUUCUCUCAGAGACAGGUUCCUGGGGAAAAUGACCUUUCAGCUAACCCAGGCUGACAGCAUUAGCACACAGGGAAGCCAGGAGCUUGCAGAUGCCAAACCUGGGUUAAUUUUAAAUUGCCUUAACUAGACUCAGCCUCUGGUGGGGAAGGGGAGUGAGUAUUUCCUUGUCGGGUGAAAUACAGAAAAGUGCCAAAUUCUCUGUGACCUUCUCUCAGGCAGGGCUGUGCCUCGGGGUGUCAGGGACAGGCUGCCUGUUGCACAAGGAUGCUGUGUGGGUGAUUUGGCACGGCCACGGGUGGAGUCACCUCCUCCCACUGCCUCGCCUGCUCCAGAGCCCUCCUGGCAGCAGGAGGGACGCUGCUUUGUCCCUGCAAGCCUGCUGGAACCACCUUCUUCUGCCUUCAAACUCCCCUUCAAACAGCUGGGUCUUAAACAGAAGGGUUGGGGACAGGUAGGGAUUGGUGGGUGGGUGGGUGGUUUGUUUUGUUUUUUUUAAAAUCUCUUUGUUUGCAAAGAAUAAGACCCUGAGAAACAACUGGUGUAAAGUGACCUUCUUUGAGUAUCGUUGCAAAAUCGCAGAGCACUGGGCCACCAAGUAAGCUUAAUAUUUCUUAAACCAGUAGGGGAAUAGGAGAGGUGCCAAAAACAACCUUUGCAAGACAGAGCAGCUGUGCUGGAGCUGUGGGGCCUGAGCUGGGCUCCCUUAACAUCUUUAUCCUCCCCUCUUGGUUUGCUCCUUCCUCCCCUGGGUUGAACAGCAGGACAGGCAAGCCUCAAACAUUUCACAAAGCCACCAGGGCCACCGGGGUCCUCUCCACCCAUCCAGGAAGAACCCCUGCUUUUUUUUUUUUUUUAAUUUUUUUCCUUUUAUUCCUCCAUUUCAGCCCCAUCCACAUCCCUCAGGAGCCAGAGCAGCCUUUUCACCCAUCCCAGGAGCCGUUUGCUCGGGAUGUGCAAGUUUGGGCAGGCUCUGCUGCUUUCCCCUUCCCACCACCACACUCCUGGUUAAAUAUUCUCCCGGUGUCCUCACCCGCAGUGCUUGGCUGCUGCUCCCAGCAGCCUCUUCCCCCUCCACCCCCCUUUCCUGGGCUCCCAGGGAAAGCCUGGUCCCAGCUCCCCGGGCUCAGCCUGGAGCCUCAGCCGCAGUCAGUGACCUUCACUGCUUUCUCCUCUCCUUAUCAGACCCAAAGCACCAGACCAGAGCGAGGGAAAAGGGCUCCUGGAGGUCCCAGAUGGCCGAGAAACUGUGCAGAAUGUUGUUUCAGGGAAAGAAUAUAUAUUAUAUAAUUUUUAUUUUUUUUUCUCUCCAGUCUGUGGACUUAUUUAACGUGCCUCUUUGGAAAGUACCUGCUCUUGAUGAGCUCCUUGGCUGGCAGGGCCUUGAGUGGGGCAGCUGCAGCUGCUCCAGGUCAGGUUUCAUGGCUGUUGGAUUUUGGAGGGUGCUUUCUUCCUUUUUUCAAACAAAGCCUUGAAGUGGGAAGUGGAUCCGAUGGUUGUUUUUAUUAUUAUUAUUAUUUUAUUACUGUAUUAACAUGCAUUUUAACUCAUUUCAGAAACUAACCCAUUUCUUUUCCUGAUUAGAAUGUCAUAGAAUUAGAUGUGCUGUAAGCCUCCUGAAGUGCCUUAUUUUCCUACAUGGUAUAAAUAUAUUUAUAAGAGUAAUUAUUCCACUUUUAUCUUAGGGGUUUAUCGCUGAGCAGAAAAUAGGGUGGGAGGAGAGAUGGGAAGUGCCCUCAGAGGACCCAGCCAGGCCAGGGGUUCAGAAGGGUGAUGGCUGACAGAUACUCUCAGGGUGCAGGGGGUGAUUCCCUUCAAACCAAAGGAGUUUCAGCACAGAGACUCCACUUAGAGGAAAAAAAAAAAA
Molecule: messenger RNA, 5664 nt
Organism: Calypte anna (Anna's hummingbird)
Lineage: Eukaryota; Metazoa; Chordata; Aves; Apodiformes; Trochilidae
Gene: WASF2
Product: WASP family member 2
Exons: 9
Coding region: 132-1634 (500 amino acids)
Biological process (GO): positive regulation of Arp2/3 complex-mediated actin nucleation; actin cytoskeleton organization
Cellular component (GO): lamellipodium; cytoskeleton; SCAR complex
Molecular function (GO): Arp2/3 complex binding; protein kinase A regulatory subunit binding; actin binding
Source: RefSeq, a predicted model, not a curated record